Messenger RNA from Argentina anserina (silverweed cinquefoil), 1614 nucleotides. Its product is annotated as dnaJ protein homolog. Gene Ontology annotation, molecular function: Hsp70 protein binding; ATP binding. NCBI's taxonomy places the organism in Eukaryota, Viridiplantae, Streptophyta, Magnoliopsida, Rosales, Rosaceae. Gene Ontology annotation, biological process: response to heat; protein refolding. The record is from RefSeq and is a predicted model, not a curated record. The coding region runs from base 128 to 1387 and encodes 419 amino acids. Gene Ontology annotation, cellular component: cytoplasm; cytosol. The transcript is spliced from 5 exons.
CUUUCGCGUUGUCUCUAGCUACCUCCGUCUGUGUCUCCCUCUUUCCCUCGCCCUUGUAUUUCCUUCCAAAUCGGGCUCGAUCUCUGGAAUUGGGAUUUCUGGGUUUUUCUGCUUUGAUAGAAGAACAAUGUUCGGGAGAGCCCCAAAGAAAAGCGACAACAGCAAGUACUAUGAGAUCCUUGGAGUCCCCAAGACCGCCUCCCAAGAUGACCUCAAGAAGGCUUACCGUAAAGCCGCCAUCAAGAACCAUCCUGACAAGGGCGGCGACCCUGAAAAGUUCAAAGAGUUGGCCCAAGCCUACGAGGUUCUGAGUGAUCCAGAAAAGCGUGAAAUCUACGACCAAUAUGGCGAGGACGCUCUCAAGGAAGGAAUGGGUGCCGGCGGUGGAGCCCACGACCCCUUUGAUAUAUUCCAGUCCUUCUUCGGCGGGGGCAACCCAUUUGGUGGCGGCAGCAGCCGUGGAGGCCGUAGGCAGAGAAGGGGCGAGGAUGUGAUCCAUCCUCUUAAGGUUUCCUUGGAAGAUCUCUAUAAUGGGACAUCCAAGAAGCUGUCUCUCUCUCGCAACAUAAUCUGCUCCAAGUGCAAGGGCAAAGGGUCAAAGUCUGGUGCUUCAAUGAAGUGUCCUGGUUGCCAAGGGUCUGGAAUGAAAGUCUCUAUUAGGCAUCUUGGGCCUUCCAUGAUCCAGCAAAUGCAGCAUCCCUGCAAUGAGUGCAAGGGUACCGGUGAAACCAUUAAUGACAAGGAUCGCUGCCAGCAGUGUAAGGGUGAGAAAGUUGUUCAGGAAAAGAAAGUAUUGGAAGUCCAUGUGGAGAAGGGUAUGCAAAACGGACAGAAGAUCACAUUCCCUGGUGAAGCUGAUGAAGCGCCCGACACUAUCACAGGGGAUAUUGUCUUUGUCCUGCAACAAAAGGAACACCCUAAGUUUAAGCGGAAGGGUGAUGACAUAUUCUACGAACAUACACUAUCCCUCAUGGAGGCGCUCUGUGGCUUCCAGUUUGUGUUGACGCAUCUAGAUGGCAGGCAACUCCUCAUCAAAUCUCAUCCCGGAGAGGUUGUCAAGCCUGAUCAUUUUAAGGCUAUAAAUGAUGAAGGCAUGCCAAUGUACGAGAGGGCAUUUAUGAAGGGUAAACUAUAUAUACAUUUUACCGCGGAGUUCCCAGAUUCAUUGAGUCCAGAACAGUGCAAGUCUUUGGAAGCAGUGCUGCCUCCAAGGAGUUCUACCCAGCUUACAGACAUGGAGCUAGAUGAAUGUGAGGAGACUACACUGCAUGAUGUCAACAUAGAAGAAGAAAUGCGUCGCAAAAAAGCACAGCAGUCGCAAGAAGCAUACGAUGAGGAUGAGGAUAUGCAUGGGGGUGCCCAGAGGGUCCAGUGCGCUCAACAAUGAUUCAAGCGGUUCUCUUACAUAUUAAAGAAUAUAAAAGUUCUCAGUGUUGGUGGGUGGGGACUUUUCUUUUUAGUUGUCUUGUGUGUUUAUUUCCAGCUUGGGUUGUUUAUGAUCCCAACUAAAGGGAAUUUAUAGACUAGCUACUAUAAAGAUCAUGAUCGAUGUUCAUCUGAACGGAAUCGUUUGGCUAUAUACCUAUAUAUAUAAUGUUACAUACUUAAAUUUUC